Messenger RNA from Antechinus flavipes (yellow-footed antechinus), 3038 nucleotides. It is a transcript of the gene SORBS3, whose product is annotated as sorbin and SH3 domain containing 3. The record is from RefSeq and is a predicted model, not a curated record. NCBI's taxonomy places the organism in Eukaryota, Metazoa, Chordata, Mammalia, Dasyuromorphia, Dasyuridae. The transcript is spliced from 22 exons. The coding region runs from base 61 to 2280 and encodes 739 amino acids. Gene Ontology annotation, molecular function: protein binding.
UCAUUGUGCCUGAUCCCGGCGGCUGAGGCGGCGCCAAGAGCAGGAGCAGGGACAGAGCUGAUGGCCGGUGCCCAGGGGAGGAGUCUGCCUCUUGGGGCAUCGGGAGUCCAGGGAGGAUUGGUCCCCUCCGGGUCCGUGCGUCCCGGACACGCCAUGCAGUCCCCGUACUACAGCCUCCCCCCGGGGCUCAGCCUCAUUGAUUUCAUCCCAGUUCACCUCCAGGCGCAGACAUUACCGCACCGCCAAGGGACCCGGGUGCCUGUGCUCCGGAACGGCGGCUCCAACACGCUCAACUUCCAGUUCCACGACCCGGCCCCCAGGACUGUGUGCAAUGGGCACUCGGCUCCCAGAAGAGUCCUCCCAGAUCCUUCUUGGUAUCAGACCUGGCCUGUUUCUGAGAGCCAGGUCCCUGCAAGCACCAAGCAACCCGUAGCCCAGGCUGGCCCAAACUGGUCGGCCACAUGGACCAAAGGCAGCAAGCCGCGGGACAAGUGCUGGGUCAAGUAUGAGGGCAUCGGACCAGUGGAUGAGACUGGCAUGCCCAUCGCUCCCCGUUCUAGUGUAGGAAGCCCACGGGAUUGGUACCGAAAAAUGUUCCAGCAGAUCCACCGCAAACUUCCAGAGCUGCAGCUGGACUGGGCUUUUGAGGAGCAAGGCAAAGAGUCCAGUCACCUCAGGUCAGGACUGAGAAAUAGUCCUUCAUCUCUCCACAGCAGGAGAAGCCACAAGGACCCUAAAGAAGGGACUGGAAGCCCCUCCAGCUACAAGCCCAGAACUUCACCUCUCCUGCAGACAAGACCUCAGGUAGUCAGGUACCAGAAGAAAGCUGAAGAUAUCUGGACUGAGGACUCGUGGAAUCAAUUUCUGCAAGAAUUAGAAACAGGGCAGAGGCCCAAGAAGCCCCUGGUGGAUGAACCUGCUGAGAAGCCCUCUUUACCAAUUGAGAAAUACUGGAGCGGCUUGUCAUUUCCUUCUCCAGCCCAUUUUACAGAUGAGGAAACUGAGGCAACCAGGGUCACACAGCUAAUCUCCCUGGAGAGGGAACUGGCCAGGCUGACCGAGGAGCUGGACAAAGACAUGCGAGCCAUUGAGAUGAAGCUGCCCCCGGAAAAGGGCUCGGCGCAGGCUAGCGGCCCCCGGGACAGAACACCCUGGGCUCGCUUGUCUCCAGCCAGGGCCUCCAGCCCAUCCCAAGCACUUUACCAUAGCACCUCCCGGGCCCUGAGCCCCCACAGAAUGCAAGAUGGAGGGAGCCCCUUCCUGGGUCGGAGAGAUUUUCUCUACCCACUCCCCACUCAAGAUUCAGACGCAGCAGAGCCUGGGGAUGGCCAGGCUAAGAAAGAAGAGAAAAAGAUGAAGGCUGCACGACUCAAAUUUGAUUUCCAGGCUCAGUCACCUAAGGAGUUGACCCUGCAGAAGGGGGACAUUGUGUACAUACACAAAGAGGUGGACAAAAACUGGCUGGAGGGAGAGCAUCAUGGGCGGCUUGGCAUCUUUCCAACUAACUAUGUAGAGGUGCUGCCCCCAAACGAGAUCCCAAAGCCCAUCAAACCCCCAACCUACCAGGUACUGGAAUAUGGAGAGGCUGUAGCCCAGUACAACUUCAAGGGGGAUCUGGAAGUGGAGCUAUCCUUCCGAAAGGGUGAGCGUAUCUGCCUGAUAAGAAAAGUGGAUGAAAACUGGUACGAGGGCCGCAUCUCAGGGACUGGACGACAGGGCAUCUUCCCUGCUAACUACAUCCAAGUCUCCAAGGAACCCAGGGUCAAGGUCUGCGAAGAUGGCCCAACCCCCACCCACCUGACCCUGGCUGGCUCCCAAGUCCCGGGGUCCCCACGCCUGGGCACCUCUCGACAAGCAAGGCCAUCUGGUUCCCCCUCUGUACCCCAAAGCACAGCCGACACCACUGACUGGGGGGGCCGAACCUCUCCCUAUCGAACUGGUUUGGCCUUUCGUUCCAGCACCCAGGAACCUUCCUCACGGACUUCUCCAUCCAGACCUCAAACCCAGGGUCUUGGUGUCUCCAGGACAUUACCAACCUAUCACUGGGAUCCCAGCCCUCAUCAAGACCCUUCUUCUUCCUCUUCCGGAUCCUCUAAUAUUCACUGGACCCCGUACCGGGCAGUAUAUCGCUAUUGGCCCCAGAAUGAAGAUGAAUUGGAGCUUCGGGAAGGAGACCAGGUGGAUGUCAUGCAGCAGUGUGACGAUGGCUGGUUUGUAGGUGUCUCCCGGAGGACCCAGAAAUUCGGAACAUUCCCAGGAAACUACGUGGCCCCCGUGUGAAUGGACACUUUGGCGGCCUGGACCAAGCCCAGAGCUCUGCCUAUGAAAGCCCAGCCCAGAGUGGGGGGUGGGGAGAAGGGAUGGGAGUGGGAGGUGCUGCAGUUAGGACACUGCUGACAAGGGCUCUCUCUGUAACCUCCCCUUCCUCGGCUAACCCGCCUGCCCGCUGACAGCUGCUUUGUUGUGGUCUUUCUCUAAGACCUGAGGGAGGAUGGGAAUGGAGGGGGAGGGGAGGAGCGUCUGCAGGAUGCCGCAGCUUCUGUGGGGCCCCAUCCUGUGUCAGACACAACCACCAGCCCUCUGCCUGCUCUUCCCAUCCUCCCUGCCUUGGGGGACCUGGAAUAACUCUCCACUCAACUCACAGACACCCCUCUAACAGCCCCCUCCACAAGGACUAGUUCCCAGCCUUAUCAAGACCAGAAAUAGCUUCUCCUCCUCUCCCUCCUACCCCCUCCAUCUCCAUGACCAAGGACCACCUUCUUAACUUAAUGGACCAAGUGCUUCCACCUGGAAGAGGUUUCCUACCCAUGUCCCAUCUUGCUUUCCCUCCCUUUCUUUGCUAGUUGAGUUAGGAAAGGGCUGGGGAGAGAUGGGAAGGAGGGCCCUCUUCUGGUCUUCUCAGAGCUCCCAGUAAGGAGUCAGCCUUUAAUGUUAGUAAUCCAAUCCCAGAGUCCUGGAAGACUCAGGCUGUACGUUCCCCCUCCUAUGGCACCUGUUCUCCCCUUGGAGAAACUAUAUAAUAAACCUGGAACACCUUU